AUGCUUGAAACCCAGUUACAGCAAAAAUUGUUAAUCGAUACUACUACUGUGAUGACACCAUCCAAUGAUAAUCAAAAUCAAGAAGAAGAAGAAGAAGAGGAAAUAAAUCCAAAAUCACCAUUAGAAUAUCAUUGGUCAUUUUGGUAUAUUAAACCGGAUAAACGUACAAAUUGGGAAGAUUCUUUAAUACGAAUAAUGGAUGUUAAACAUGUUGAAGAUUUUUGGGCAACCUAUAAUCAUUUGCAAAUUCCAUCAAAAUUAGCUAAAGAUAAAUCAAACUGUGAUUAUUAUUUUUUCAAAACAGGUAUUCGUCCAAUGUGGGAAGAUCCAAAAAAUUCAUCUGGUGGUCGUUGGUUAUUAAUAUUAGGUCGUGAUGAAUCGAGACUAGAUGAAAUAUGGUUAGAAACAUUAUUGAGUUUAAUUGGUGAUUUAUUUUCAUAUGAAUCGGAUUCAAUCCCAUUAUCAUCAAUGAUAACCGGUGCUGUUGUAAAUAUUCGUUCUCGUGGACACAAAAUAGCUUUAUGGACAUCAGAAGCUCGUAAUGAAAUGAUUGUUAGAGAAAUUGGUAGACGAUGGAAAAAAAUGAUAAAAUUGCAUCCACAAAGCAGACUACAAUUUGAUUUACAUAAUGAAGGUGGUGGACCACAUCAACGACCAAUGUAUGAAGAGUGA
Messenger RNA from Didymodactylos carnosus, 672 nucleotides. The record is from the annotation of a GenBank genome assembly. NCBI's taxonomy places the organism in Eukaryota, Metazoa, Rotifera, Eurotatoria, Philodinida, Philodinidae.